AUGUGGGUCCUGUUCGCCACUCGCCAGCUUGAAGCUUGAAGCCACAAGUCUGCGUGUGUGGCGGCAGCUCAGCGUCGAACAUAAAAUGUCAUCCAUGUAAACAUUUGAGUGAGCUUUGCAGCAAAAGCUGUUUUCUUUAUUACGUUCUGUCUGUUUUUUUGUUUUUUAUUGGACGCAUAAAGAAGACAAAAGUCACGUCCGGUUCCCUCCAGGACUGUCCCAGACAUGAAGGAGUGAGCCCGCCCCACAGCCAGCAUGGCGCUGGUCCUGCCCGUCCCUGCCGAGCCCCGUGACCCGGCCCACGGUGCACCAUCUCGCAGACGACACUGGUCAGGCCCCUCGCCUCCCGCCGCCCCCCUGGACCCCAUGGGCUCGGUCGGCAGCCUGGCGCACCCGGGACCCUUCCUCGCAGCGCCGAGGUCUCCCGCCGAACACCCCCCGCACCCCCGCAGUCCUCCGGCCAACAGUCUGUCCAGCAGGGGGCAGGAGAGCGUGAAGUGGGACUACGUGGGCGGCUGGAAUGACGCCCACGUGGAGCCCGUCGGCCCAACCAGGUACCAAGAUGGAGAGGGCUUGAACGGGAGCGUGGGCGGCCCCCCGCCAAGACUGGUGCCCGUGUCAGGACAACUGGAGAAGAACAUGGAGAACACGGUUCUGCGGCCCACCGCCUUCAAAGCCGUCACCCCCAAGAGCCGCACCCCCAUGCACUACCUCUCCCCGCGCCACGAUGCCCACCGGGAGAUGUCGCCUUCCGGCUCAGAGAAGCGCAGCUCGUACAGAGCGGGGCGGCACAGGAGCAGCAGCCAGUCCUGCUCGCUGUCCGACUCGGGCCGCAAUUCUCUCUCCAGUCUGCCCCCGGGAGAAGCGGCAGGUCACAAGAGCGCACACGGACAUUCCAACUCGGACAGCGGCCGCUCCUCCUCUACCAAGAGCUCCGGCUCCGUCAGCGGGCGGGGUCAGCCGCUUUCCGACAGCGGGUCCGGUGGGCGCUCCCCGGGUCCUACGGAGGACUACGAGGCUGUGGUGAGGGACUUGGAGGACAAGCUCAGGGAGAGAGAGGAGGAGCUCCUGCUGCUCCGAGAGAACUUGGAUGAGAACGAGGCCGCCAUUUGUCAGGUCUACGAGGAGAAGCAAAAGCGAUUCGAACUGGAGCUGGAGGAGCUGAGGCAGAGCUGUGCCACCAGGAUGCAGACGGCCUCCCAGAAGGCCCAGCGAGCCCAGCAGGCUCUUCAGAUGCAGGUCCAUCAGCUCCAGCAGGAGAAGAAGAAGCUGCAGGAGGACUUUGGACAGCUGCUGAAGGAGCGGGAGCAGCUGGAGGAGCGCUGCACCUCCUACGAACACCAGAAGAUCCAGCUGGGACCCCGACUGGAGGAGAGCAAGUGGGAGGUGUGUCAGAAGUCAGGAGAGAUCUCCUUGUUGAAGCAGCAGCUGAAGGAGAUCCAGGGCGAGUUGGCGCAGCGCGUGGGCGAGAUGGUGUCGCUGCGAGGUCAGCUGCGCCUGAGCCGUGGCGAGCUGGGCAAGGCGCAGGUCCUCCUGCAGGAGGCGCACGGCGCGGCUCGCAGGCGCAGCAUGGAGCUGGAGGUGUGCGAGAACGAGCUCCAGCGCCGCAAGAGCGAGGCCGAGCUCCUCCGGGAGAAGGCGGCGCGCCUGGAGGCGGACGCGGCCCAGGGCGGCAGACAGUGUCAGCUGUUCCGGGGGGAGGAGCUGAGAGCCCAGUUGGCCGCCGAGCGCCAGCGGGCGGAGCAGCGGGCGGGCGUGUUCGAAGAGGAGCGCAGGACGUGGCAGGAGGAGAAGGACAAGGUGCUGCGCUACCAGAAGGAGUUGCAGCACAACUACGUCAACAUGCGGCGUAGGAACCAGCAGCUGGAGCACAUGCUGCGCCAGCUGAGUCUGGAACUGGAGAACCCAGACGACGACGAGGGCAGCGGCAACGAGGUCAUCUUUGAUGACGUCGCCGCCACUCCAAUAUGACCCCCCCCCCCCUUUGAUUUCUUACACUGUCUUCUCAUUGCUGCUUAAGAUGACAAGUAAGUUGACCUUUCACCUGCCAGCAGGCAGCUAACACUGAUGGUGACGUCUGCACUAAAUAUUCAUACAUCAGUCUCA
Messenger RNA from Nerophis ophidion (straightnose pipefish), 2106 nucleotides. RefSeq names its product leucine zipper, putative tumor suppressor 2b (gene lzts2b). The coding region runs from base 256 to 1971 and encodes 571 amino acids. The transcript is spliced from 6 exons. The record is from RefSeq and is a predicted model, not a curated record. Lineage: Eukaryota; Metazoa; Chordata; Actinopteri; Syngnathiformes; Syngnathidae.